Molecule: messenger RNA, 522 nt
Organism: Prunus armeniaca (apricot)
Lineage: Eukaryota; Viridiplantae; Streptophyta; Magnoliopsida; Rosales; Rosaceae
Source: the annotation of a GenBank genome assembly
AUGAUCAAGAAGAACCCUGAUCAUCUGUUCAACCUGCGCAAGAUGUCCGAUGAAUCCCUCCGAGACUACAUCAAGAGGUUCAAAGCGGAGAAGGCAAAUAUUGUUGGAUGUGAUGACCAAAUUGUGUCAUCUGCCUUCAAGAGGGGGUUGCCAACCGAAUGUGAGCUGUAUUGCGAGCUUACCAUCUCUCGUCACCAAACACUAGUAGAAGUCUUUGCUACAGCAGAGCGCUACGCACUAUGGGACGAUGACCGAAUUUCCACGAAGGAGGCUGAUCAAAGCAGACAAGCAAAGAGAAUGGCAAGCGCAGAUCACAACCUCAGGAAUGUGCUCCAGCAGCGGAGAGGGCACAGUCAUUACACAAACGACUGCUUUGCCUGGAAAAGAAACCUCGAAGAUCUAGUCAAAGACGGCCAUUGCACGGAAUUCAUCACAAGGAGGGCUAUCCAGCAAAUCAAGGAUUGUGACGCUGCUAACAAUGAGCCUCCACGAAAAAGUCAUACGGAUCACGAUCCUAGCUAA